Aspergillus neoniger CBS 115656 is the source of this 1200-nucleotide messenger RNA. RefSeq lists its product as uncharacterized. The coding region runs from base 27 to 908 and encodes 293 amino acids. The transcript has a single exon. The record is from RefSeq and is a predicted model, not a curated record. NCBI's taxonomy places the organism in Eukaryota, Fungi, Ascomycota, Eurotiomycetes, Eurotiales, Aspergillaceae.
CAUUUAUCGAAUCUCCCUUUUGGUUCAUGGAUGGCAGGAUCGAUUCUACCGACGUCGAAGGUGAUCCUCAGUUCCCUCGACGGUUUCGGCAUCUGUAUGAUAGACUACGUGCAGCAACCGGCUUUGGUGCAGCAUGCUUGAAAUCAUUGGUCAUAUCGGAGUCCAAUGCGAACGGCCCCUUCGUCGGCGUGCCUCAUGACACGGAACUUGCCCGGAGCAAUUUUGCCCGCCGUAAGACAUUAAUAACUGCUUUUAGAGAUGAACUUCUUGGGCGCAGGGUCUUCCAACUUCUUCUUCGCCCCUUGGAAGAUGAGGCUGUGAUAGCAGAACGCAACGACGCGCUUCAGGACCUCCUUGAACAAGCAGUUAAGACAGUCCUCUACACCGAGGGUGGGAUCUACGGCAACUCUGUGAUAACUCGCCUACCCGAGCUGCCGGUCUUUGACUACGAGGAUGACCGCAUGACCUCGCACUAUUAUCACUUCAUCAACGAUCGCCGCAUUCGAGGCUUUGCACCUGCCCAGGGGGGUUGCAGCCUCAUUGUUGCUCGCCCGGGACUCGCCUAUGCCGACAUGCAAUCGUUUGGUCAAUUUGCGAAGCGCUCGCCUUACCAAAUGUUCCCGGCGGAAGUGGUGGGCGAGAUAAUCCCGGAGAAGACCUGUACCAAGUCCAAGGCGAUGUCCCGAAAGACGAAGUCCAGCAAGACGACGAAGUCCAGAAAUAAGAAGGCAAAAACGGAUUCCAAACCCGAUUCCAAGUCUGUGGUCUCCGAGACCCCCUCUGAGUCUCAGGUAUCCAACGCACCCGAUGCCGACAACGACUCCAAGGAAAAAAGAGAGGAGAAGCAGAAGAUCCCCACUCUGGAGCAUCUGACGCCGCGGCUAAGGAAGACCUUCUGGCGGGACUGAAUGAUAUACAUUGGCUGUUGGUCUUCCACUCAUCCAAUCCAUCCGUAACAAGAGCCAGCUCUCCAUGUGUCUGAUUUCUGGUUUUUUCUUUCUUUCUUUUUUUCGGGUAUUGUGUAGGUUUUGGUUUCCAAUUACUAUUGUAUCGCCGCUCCUCGUGAUUGUUAUGUGAUAAUUUUAAUUUACUCAUUACCGAGAGCUGCUCAUUUUAAGCUUAGGGGCCGUUCGUGUAUCUGUGUGUCUGUGUAUGUGUGUCUGUGUGCAGAUGUACUUUUGGUAUUGUUGUACUAUUUGC